AUGCACUGGAGCUACCCAAAGGAGGGUUCAAUUUUGCAAACUAUCAGAGGCAAAAAUGUUGCCCUAGAAGAACAAGGUCUUAAGCUUCCAAGCCCCACAAAGACUGGUACUACCAUUGUCGGAAUAGUUUUCAAGGAUGGCGUCGUUAUUGGAGCUGAUACGCGUGCCACAGCUGAUCAACAAGUUUUGGACAAGAACUGUUUUAAAAUUCAUUAUCUGGCUCCAAAUAUGAAUUGCUGUGGAGCAGGUACUGCUGCCGACACGAAGUUUACCAAUGAUUUAGUCAGCUCUCAAUUGGAGCUGCAUAGAUUGUCAACUGGUCGAGAGAGCAGGGUAGUUACUGCCUUGACAUUGUUAAAACGAAUCCUUUUCAAACAUCAAGGAAAUAUUAGUGCAUUUCUUAUACUUGGUGGAUAUGAUGUAACUGGGCCUAAAUUAUAUACCAUUGCAUCACAAGGAAAUACGGAUAAUGUGCCAUUUACAACUAUGGGAAGUGGUUCGCUUGCUGCAAUGUCAAUGUUGGAGUCUCGAUGGAAAAAAGAUAUGGAGCGUCAAGAAGCGAUUGAUUUAGUCAAAGAUGCUCUAGAGGCCGGUGUUUUUAAUGAUUUGGGAUCCGGAGGGGCCGUGAACAUUGCAAUAAUUGAGAAAGGUAAAACCGAAUUGAAAAUGGAGUAUUCGAAACCUGAACGUGAACCAAAAUGUCGUUCAUAUAAAUUUGCGCGUGGAUCGACUGCGGUUCUCAAUUCAAGUACGGUAACAGUAGCUGAAGGGGAUGCGAUGGAUACAUCUUAA
Ambispora leptoticha is the source of this 792-nucleotide messenger RNA. The record is from the annotation of a GenBank genome assembly. Lineage: Eukaryota; Fungi; Glomeromycota; Glomeromycetes; Archaeosporales; Ambisporaceae.